This is a messenger RNA of Bombus huntii, 3278 nucleotides long. Its product is annotated as PX domain-containing protein kinase-like protein. Lineage: Eukaryota; Metazoa; Arthropoda; Insecta; Hymenoptera; Apidae. Gene Ontology annotation, molecular function: ATP binding; actin binding; phosphatidylinositol binding. The transcript is spliced from 8 exons. Gene Ontology annotation, biological process: protein phosphorylation; endosome to lysosome transport; protein targeting to lysosome. Gene Ontology annotation, cellular component: extrinsic component of endosome membrane; early endosome; late endosome. Bases 300 to 2042 code for a protein of 580 amino acids. The record is from RefSeq and is a predicted model, not a curated record.
AUCUGAUCGCGUGGUAUCACUGUGAAAACGUACAUAAUAAAAUGGUGAAAGAUUAUGGGUGUUAAACACUGAAAAAGAAGGGAGCUAGUUAAAUUUGAUCUGCAAUCGAUCGUCAAUGGAAUAUUAAUUACUGGUGUCUUUCUCGGUAGCAAUGACCCAUUUACAAUAACUGUGAAAAUACGUUCGCCAAUGUGGAAAUGAAUCAAAAUCGCGUCAUGUAUGGCGACUCGCGGAAACUAUACGAUAGACACACGCAGUUUGCCCCGCACGGGCUCUGCAUUCUGUCGGACUAAUGAUCAAUGGCUUUAUUUGAGAAGCGAUAUACAAAUAAAGUGCUACUAGAUGAUACAGAGAAGUUGACGAGCGUCAUUGAAAAUGCAAGAACAAUCGACGGACACACGGAAUAUGUGAUUAGAAUACAAAGAGGUCCACUUCCAGAGAAAUCUUGGAGAGUUAGUAGACGCUACAAUGAUUUCGUACAACUUAAUGCAACUUUAUCAAUAUCAGGCAUUGACCUGGCACUUCCUCCAAAGAAAAUUAUUGGUAAUAUGGAACCAGACUUCAUAGCUCAACGUCAAGUAGCCCUACAGAAUUACCUAAACAAUAUACUAAUGAAUCCUAUAUUGGCAUCGUCACUCCCUAUGAAAAAAUUCUUAGAUCCAGAUAAUUACACAGCGCCAUUACAUGAAAUAGCUCUGCAACAGGUGUCACUAGCUUUACGCAGUGAUGCAAAUUUCGAAGUUUGUAAGGCCAUUCCUGAUAUGGGAUGGCGGUUAAGGAAGCAUUAUUAUACUGUAAAAAAUCGUCAAAAUCCCAAGCAAGAGUUACUGCUUGCAUGGGUAGAAUUUGGUCCAGACAAACACCUGCAAGAUAAAGAUAUGCAAGGAGUUUUCAAAAGUUUAGGGACGUUGAAGCAUAAUUAUAUAGAACCAAUCGUUUAUCAACAUGUAACGGAAAAUGGAGCGUUAAUGAUAAGAAAUUUUUAUCCAACGGGUACAUUACGCGACAUUUUGUGUGUAACUAAACCCAAACAACCGUUUAUAAAGAAAUAUGGAAACCCAAAACAAACCAAAUCGUUAACAGUGCCUGAAAUUGCUAUGUAUGGUUACCAGAUUUUGGAAGCUUUAGGAUUUCUUCACGAAAAGGGCCUACCAUACGGACAUUUACAUACAGGAAAUAUUCUUUUGACUCAGAGAUGUGCGAAAUUGCUAGAUCUAGAAAAUGGUCUGUUAGGCUUACCAGCAUUUUAUCGGCCUUAUGUUGUGCAAAGGCGUAAACUUCACGCUACGACUCAAGUAGAUGUUUAUUCGUUUGGACAUGUAUUAUAUGAAAUGGCAUUUGGACGACCACUGUUAGAAGCAACGUGUUCUGAGUUACCUUAUUGUGAAGCAACUUUAAAAAGUCUGCUGGAAGUGAUACUCGCACCAGAAGCUCUAAAACAAGAUUUACCAACGGUAUCGCAUUUAUUAGAACAUCCAUUCUUCGAGUCAGCAAGACAUGCUGUAUUAGCUGUUGGCUCCAUGGAACGACCACACUUCAAAUUAAGUAGUCAUUUGAAGGAGGCUCUGCAGCAAGCAGUGAACAAAGCAGAACAAAGAUUAAAAGACGAGCAGAAAGUAGCAAGACAUCAAAAGAGGCUUGUCAAAGUUCAGGAAAUGAUGAGCUCGGAAGAAGAGAUGAAAAAGCGAAAACAAAAACUAAAAAAAGAACAGAAAUUGGCCCAAGAACAACGUUCUGCAAAUCAAUUAAGUGCGAAUGGGAUGAAACAUGUAAACGGCAAGAGUCCAGAGCGCUCGGAUAGUCCUACAAGUACUUCUACAGCGACCAGCGUUGGAACUUUAACACCCCCAUCGCUGCGUUCUAUAGAUGUGCCGCAAAGUGAUGGAGUUCCUGCUAAGAGUACUGUACCACCACCUCCGAUGCCACCACCUGUUGAUGCAAGUAAUGUUUCAAAGUUGACCAAUGAACGAGCUGCUCUGCUAGGAAGUAUUUGUAAUUUCAAUAAAACUAGUCUUCGUAAAGUUGCCAAUGAAUAUCAUUGAGGUGAUAGAGUUAGAUAAUUGAAAGAAGAUAGUGCUGAGUGAUCGUACUGAUUCAGAAAUAAAGAAGAAAUUGUAUGACAGUAAUCUAUACCAAAAGGAUGCUAUUUUUUUCAUCAAAUUGCGAAUAUAUUUAUAAUUUUAUUUCGAUCGCGAUACUUGUGAGAUCUGUAUACGUACAUAUAUAUAUUUCAAUUCUGUAGAAUCUUAAUAUGUAUAUUUCAUAGGAAUAGAUAGUUGUAAAUCGUAUAUUUACAAAUAAUCAUGUAUAAAAUAAUUCUAUUCAUGUAUUUUAGCAGCAUGAAUUAUUGUUAGAAUUGAGCAAUAUUUAAAUAUUAUGUGUUAUUACUUUUUAUUCUUAAUAACACCGUCCAAAAAUGAAUUCGAAAUUGUAAAAGAUUAAUUAAAAUAACAAAUAUUCUUUAAAAAAGAAUAUUUCUUUAUAUGCUAUAUUUGUAUCUAUAAAUGGAAAUUAAUCUUCCCUUUAAUCAUAUUUAAAACUAUUAAAGAAAAGCUUAUUAAUAUUAUUUAUAAAAUAAUCUAUAUUUUAACUAGAAAUGAAGUUCAUUUGCUUUGAUCUAAGUCUCGCGAUCGAAUCACAUCUAAUAUCGUACUUGUUCGACUCUAAGGAAAUUAAAAUGAUAAUUGAUAAGACGAGAGUGAUAGUAUCUACAUGUACCACAUAAACUUUAUCUCGUUAGUGUUACAUACCGUUCUGUCUAUUUCAAGUUUAUGAUAUGUGUAACGUAAUUAAUGUACAGAUACCAUUCGUCUUGUAAAAGUGAGUAUUGUGUGUUGCUUUACUUGUAUCGCUCGUAGAAUCGAAAUCACGUUUGUUUCUACGGAGAGAGAAAAUGUGCCAAGACCCGAUCUUUCCAUUGAACAAAUAGUAAUGUCGUAAUGGUGAAUGUCGGCGUAAUAUAUAUUUCUAUAUGUCGCGGAAGAAUAAGUAUAUAUGUACAAGAUCUAUCUGUGAAUAUCAUAACAAAGCGAUGUAAUAUAGGUAGUCACAAUUUUUCAUAUGUAAUAUCAAUCUUAAAUGGAAUUUGUUGAAUUAUCUUAAAUGUAUAUGUUGAAUUAUAAAUACUAUUCUUCAUAGAAUAAUAUAAAUAUUCGUUCUAUCGAUAAUUAUAGAAAACAAAUUGAAACAGAUACUAUAUUUAUUAAAGAAGAUAAUGUAAGUUAUAUCAUUUGGAGAUCUUCAGGCGUACUAAUAAAUAUAUUAGUAAAUCGAAUUAU